Messenger RNA from Ilex paraguariensis (yerba mate), 1611 nucleotides. NCBI's taxonomy places the organism in Eukaryota, Viridiplantae, Streptophyta, Magnoliopsida, Aquifoliales, Aquifoliaceae. The record is from the annotation of a GenBank genome assembly.
CUUCUACAGGAUGGCCUGGGCCUGCUGUAGUCCCCAAACCCCACCACUCACCACCACAAAAAAACGAAAGAUUUACCAAUGAUUUUGUUCUCUGUAUAUUCUAUUGUAUUGUGGGAGGCUGGUGGCAGGGGCAGACGAAGGCUGGUAUGGUGUCUUUUUCGUUAUCUGACCAGGCGUAGUUGACUAAACUGAGGUGGAUAGGAAUUACGCGCGUGACGGUCUAAAACAGACUCAAGCCAAGCCACCACCUAACACUCACAGAAGGACAGGCGAUCUCUCUCUCUCGCUCUCGCUCUCUCACACACAGAGACAGAGUCCGUGGCGGAGAACCAGAGAUUGCUUCUAAAAUGGAGGAGAAACAGUCAUGCAAAACUGCCAGGAAGCCCAUUCAGUGCAAAGCUGCGGUGUGUCGGAAAGCAGGGGAGCCUCUGGUGAUAGAAGAAGUGAUAGUGGCCCCUCCAAAAGCUUUCGAAGUUCGCAUUCGUAUCAUAUGCACCUCUCUUUGUCACAGCGACAUCACCUUCUGGAAAAUGAAGGAUCCUCCUGCAUAUUUUCCGAGAAUAUUGGGUCAUGAAGCUAUCGGGGUUGUGGAGAGCAUUGGCGAUGAUGUACAUGAGUUAACAGAAGGAGACACUGUUAUCCCAAUAUUCUUACCAGAUUGUGGAGAAUGUACAGAUUGCAAAUCAAAGAAGAGCAAUAUCUGUUCAAAAUUUCCUUUCCAAGUCUCUCCUUGGAUGCAUAGAGAUGAAACGAGCCGAUUUACUGACCUUAAAGGAGAGACUUUAUACCAUUUCCUAUAUGUAUCAAGCUUCAGUGAGUAUACAGUGGUAGACAUAGCUCAUGUAACAAAGGUUGAUCCUGCUGUCCCCCCAAAUAGGGCAUGCCUCCUCAGUUGUGGAGUAUCAACUGGUGUAGGCGCUGCAUGGAGAAGUGCAAAUAUGGAAGCAGGAUCAACAGUAGCAAUUUUUGGGAUGGGGGCGAUUGGAUUAGCGGUUGCAGAGGGAGCAAGGCUAUGUGGAGCUACAAGAAUUAUUGGUGUGGAUGUAAACCCAGACAAAUUUGAUAUAGGGAAAAAAUUUGGAGUCACUGAUUUUGUGAACACUGGAAACUGUGGGAAUAAAUCUGUUAGCCAGGUGAUAAAUGAGAUGACUGAUGGGGGUGCAGACUAUUGCUUCGAAUGUGUUGGUUUGGCAUCCUUGGUGCAUGAAGCAUAUGCUUGCUGCAGAAAGGGUUGGGGCAAGACGAUUGUGUUGGGAGUGGACAAGCCAGGGGCACAGUUGACCUUCAGCUCUUUUGAAGUCCUUCAUUAUGGGAAAUCACUCAUUGGAUCCCUAUUUGGAGGUCUCAAACCUAAAUCCGAUGUCCCCAUCCUCGUUAAGCGUUACAUGGAUAAGGUAAUUCUGAAAUUAGCAAAUUCUUUUUCCUUGAAGUUAAUUUUCAAGCUUAUGAAGAGAUGCUACAUGAUUCGUGGAAAUGCUUUUUCCAUCUGUACCAAAGGUGUCAGAACAUUGUGAACUGUUAAGAAUAAUAGGGUAGUAUGUGUAAAUUGUUAAUAGCAAGAGGGUGUAUGUGUUAUUAUUAUUAUUGUAGGUUAACUAUAAAUACAAGUUA